GUGUACCUGCACUGCAUCUUCCUAGGAGGAGGGCUGCUGGCCGGACACCACUGGGCAAAGCAGCGCCAGGAUUCUCCAGUCGUCGAGAGAGAGCAUCCACUUCUUCGUGCACAAGCAUUGUGGCAGGUUCGCUUGCCACGCUCGGCUGCAAGCGAGCGAGAGCAGCUUCUGAGCGGCGACAGGCAGAUCGGGACGACGAGAGUCUUACAGCGGAGAUGGAGAGCAGAUUGGCGCAGAUCCAGGCCGCCAUUCGCAGGGGCGAGGCAGGGACACCUGCCAUGCGCCGACACGCCUGCGAGGAGUGGAUCGACAGGACCAAGCUGGCAACCGAGGAUUGCCGCCCGAGCUUCAUGGUCUUCGACCGGGGUGCCACUACUCAGGAGAGAGCUUCGCGAGAGCCG
This is a messenger RNA of Symbiodinium sp. CCMP2456, 401 nucleotides long. Lineage: Eukaryota; Dinophyceae; Suessiales; Symbiodiniaceae. The record is from the annotation of a GenBank genome assembly.